UUUCAUUCCUUGGCCCCAUUGUACUACCGAGUUUCAGCAGCAGCCGUGAUCGUUUAUGAUAUCACCAAGCAGGAUUCAUUUCAUACUUUGAAGAAAUGGGUGAAAGAGCUAAAAGAACAUGGUCCUGAGAACAUUGUAAUGGCCAUCGCUGGGAACAAAUGUGAUCUUUCUGAUAUCAGGGAGGUUCCUAUGAAGGAUGCCAAAGAAUAUGCAGAGUCUAUAGGUGCAAUUGUUGUUGAAACCAGUGCAAAGAAUGCUGUUAACAUUGAAGAACUUUUCCAAGGAAUCA
This is a messenger RNA of Eurypyga helias (sunbittern), 289 nucleotides long. RefSeq names its product RAB31, member RAS oncogene family (gene RAB31). NCBI's taxonomy places the organism in Eukaryota, Metazoa, Chordata, Aves, Eurypygiformes, Eurypygidae. The annotation marks the transcript as partial. The record is from RefSeq and is a predicted model, not a curated record. Gene Ontology annotation, molecular function: GTPase activity; GTP binding. The transcript has 3 exons.